GUAUUUUGUAUACGUGUAUGACGGUUAAAAAUAAGAUAAGCUAAAAAUUAUUUUAGUAUUUUUUCUUCAGUGUAUGCAACUCCGUUAAUAGCUAUUGACCAUUUUGUAGUUGGAGGUAAUUAAAUGACGUUUACAAACUGUACUCAGCGCUAACGAACAUAGCAUUGCACAGUUGGAUGUUAAACAUGGAGGUGCGAAAUUUAAUGCACUUGCGUUGAUAGUGUACAGUCAGUGUGUGGUUUGUUUGUGCGAAGCUGUGUUUUAUAUCGCCUUGCAUUCGAAAAUUUAUAUGCUUUUGCUUUAUUAUAAAAUUUCGCAAUGAGUGUCGAUGCAUAUGGACCUAGUUCUCAAACAUUAACUUUCUUAGAUCCUGAAGAAGGAAAUGAUCUUUUGGGUGCUGAUACCCAGGGUUCAGAUUUUGAAUUCACUGAUUUUUCGUUACCUUCGCAAACCCAGGCUUCACAAAUCGAGCAGACUCAGAGUCAGUCUUCAAGGAGCCAGUUGAACGGGCCUGAUUUGUCUCUUCCAAAUGGGUUGGACAGAGAUGUAUGUUCUGCUACACAGAGUCUUGGAGAACUAACAUUUCAGGAGGAAGAAGAAGAUCAGUAUUAUACAAAAGACUUGCCAGAACAUGCCUGCAAGUACUGUGGUAUUCAUGAUCCAAGUUGUGUUGUUCAGUGCAACAUAUGUAAAAAAUGGUUUUGCAAUGGAAGGGGUAAUACAUCAGGAAGCCACAUUAUAAAUCAUCUAGUGAGAGCUAAGCAUAAAGAAGUCACUUUACAUAAAGAUGGUCCACUAGGUGAAACUGUGUUAGAAUGCUACAGCUGUGGAUGUAGAAAUGUUUUUGUGCUUGGAUUUAUACCUGCUAAAGCUGAUUCUGUUGUUGUUUUGUUGUGUCGUCAGCCAUGUGCAGCACAGAGUAGUUUGAAAGAUAUGAAUUGGGAUCCAGAUCAGUGGAAGCCUCUUAUUAGUGAUCGUAGUUUCUUAGCAUGGUUGGUCAAAGUACCUCAGGAGCAAGAACAGUUGCGUGCUAGACAAGUAACAGCUCCUCAAAUCAAUAAACUAGAAGAACUGUGGAAGGAUAAUGUUGAUGCUUCGUUUGAAGAUCUUGAAAAACCCGGAGUUGAUGAGGAACCACAGCAAGUUCUUUUAAGAUAUGAAGAUGGUUAUCAAUAUCAGAAUAUAUUUGGCCCUCUUGUAAAAAUGGAAGCUGACUAUGAUAAAAAGCUGAAAGAAUCUCAGACACAGGAUAACAUAGAAGUGCGAUGGGAUAUUGGCUUAAAUAAGAAAAUAAUAUCUUAUUUUACUAUAGCUAAGUCUGAUACAGAUAUGAGAUUGAUGCACGGAGAUGAAUUAAGACUUCGUUAUCUUGGGGAACUGCAUAAACCAUGGUCUGGUGUUGGACAUGUUAUCAAAAUUCCAGAUAAUUACAGUGAGGAAGUCGGAAUAGAAAUGAAAACAAAUCUUGGGGUUCCUUCAGACUGUACAUCAAAUUUUGUUGUUGAUUUUGUUUGGAAAUCAACAUCAUUUGACAGGAUGCAGGCAGCUUUGCGAAAAUUUGCAGUUGAUGAAACAUCAGUUUCUGCUUACAUCUAUCAUAAACUGUUAGGCCAUGAAGUAGAAGAUGUAGUAAUGAGAUGCCAGUUGCCAAAGCAUUUCUCUGCUCCUAAUUUGCCAGAACUGAAUAGGUCUCAAGUGUAUGCUGUGAAGCAUGCAUUACAGCGACCUCUGUCAUUAAUUCAAGGGCCACCAGGUACUGGUAAAACAGUAACAUCAGCUACAAUUGUAUAUCAUCUGGUACGUCAAAGCAACGGGCCAGUCUUGGUUUGUGCACCUAGUAAUAUAGCUGUUGAUCAGCUGACAGAGAAAAUUCAUCGAACUGGGUUAAAGGUAGUUCGAUUGUGUGCCAAAAGUCGUGAAGCAAUCAACUCUCCUGUGUCUUUUCUUGCACUGCAUAAUCAGAUUCGCAACUUAGAAGGACAUUCUGAACUACAUAAACUCCAACAGCUGAAAGAUGAAACUGGUGAAUUGUCAUCUGCAGAUGAAAAACGAUACAGAAUGUUAAAGAAAGCAUGUGAAAAAGAACUUUUGGAGGCUGCAGAUGUUAUAUGCUGUACAUGUGUGGGUGCUGGGGACCCUCGUCUUGCAAGAUUUAAAUUUUAUUCUAUUCUGAUCGAUGAAAGCAUGCAGGCUACUGAACCAGAAUGCAUGGUACCAGUCGUUUUAGGUGCCAAACAGUUAAUACUUGUUGGUGAUCACUGCCAACUUGGUCCUGUUGUGAUGUGUAAAAAAGCAGCACGAGCUGGUCUUUCGCAAUCCUUAUUUGAAAGAUUAGUUGUAUUAGGUAUUCGUCCCUUAAGAUUGGAAGUUCAGUAUCGGAUGCAUCCUCAGCUCAGUAAAUUUCCCUCAAAUUUCUUUUACGAAGGCUCUCUGCAGAAUGGAGUGUAUGCAGAUGAGAGGAAAAUGAAAGGUGUUGAUUUCCCAUGGCCUCAACCUGAUAAACCAAUGUUUUUUUAUGCUUGUCAAGGACAAGAAGAAAUUGCUGGGUCAGGAACAUCUUAUCUGAACAGAACUGAAGCAGCACUUGUUGAAAGGCUUACCACAAGGUUUUUAAAGUGUAGUGUAAAACCUGAACAGAUAGGCAUAAUUACACCAUAUGAAGGUCAGAGAGCUUAUCUAGUGCAAUAUAUGCAGUAUAAUGGUUCAUUACAUGCGAAACUCUACCAGGACAUAGAAGUAGCAAGUGUUGAUGCCUUUCAAGGCCGAGAAAAGGAUUUAAUUAUUAUGUCCUGUGUUCGUUCCAAUGAACAUCAAGGAAUAGGUUUUCUUAAUGAUCCUCGCCGUUUAAAUGUAGCUCUAACUAGAGCAAGGUAUGGCAUAAUCAUUGUGGGCAAUCCAAAGGUUUUAUCUAAACAAACACUGUGGAAUCAUCUUUUAACUUUUUACAAAGAAAAUAAGGUUCUCGUAGAAGGGCCUUUGAAUAAUUUGAAGGAGAGUAUGAUCCAAUUUAGCAAGCCAAGAAAACUUAUCAACACUAUUAAUCCUGGUACUCAUUUUAUGAAUACUGCUAUGUACGAUGCUCGUGAAGCCAUGAUUCCUGGAAGUGUGUAUGAUCGAUCUUCUCAUAUGAAUGGUGGUCCUGCAUAUUUUAACAGACCACAUGACCAAAUAUCAUAUAUUAGCCCAGAAAGAGCACAGAGUGCUGUUGCAAAUCUACCUGUACCAGUUGGUAUGUUCUUAAACAUGGCUCACAUACCUCCACGAUUCUAUAACCAGCAUCAACAGGCCUUACAGGCUCGUCAGAAUCAAAGGAACAGAAGUGCCACCAGAAAAGGAGGUGGAGGAAGGCAGAAUAUAAAUGGCAGAAAUGUAUCAAAUGGAGCUUCUUUGAAUUUAUCUCAGACUGGUUUUAACAGCCAAGCAAGUCAGGAUAUGAUGGGAGGAUUUUCACAAGGACCUCUUACUCAAGGUCAGUUAAGCAUGAGUCAGAUGAGCCAGCCAAAUUAUCCAGGUUUAUCCCAGCCUGGGUUAUCUCAACCUGAGUUAUCACAAGAUACCUACCUUGUUGAUGAACUCCGCUCCCAAACUGAAGGGAUGUUGUCCCAAGAUUCUACCUAUCAGGGUGACAGGGCCUACUUUGCUGCAUCCCAGGGAGGCCAAUUUUCUCAACCGUAUUGAAGUCAUGGGUGAGCCUAGAUCAGUGGACCCGCAAGCCACUGGUUCCUAACAUGAAGCAGCAAAGUAGCUCAUAUCUGCUACAGUCGAAAGAGAGAAAAAAAAAAAAGCAUCCACACUACCACAUGAAACGGAAGGCGUGAUGUUGGCCUCUUAUUGACGGUGUUGAUGUGUCCAGUUAAGAUUCCUGCCGGCUGAAUGGUGUCUACUAUAGCCUGAUGUGGACCAAGACGAGCGACCGGAGCAUAGUGCAUUUCUCAGGUGAAUGAUCCUGAAGUGUCUCAAUUCCUCUGCAUUGCCCAGAGGUGCAAGCUGAGUUGCCUUUCCGUCGCCUCUAUUAUAUAGCAAAAUGCUAUUGGAAAAAUUUCACUCGCUGGCAUAUUUGGUAGGGGUCUGGACAUAAUCACACAGCAGAUGGUCAUAGGCCUGAAUCAUCUUUACUUGAAAAAUGUUUUCCCUUCCUCCAUUUACAUUUGUUAUUUUUUCCCUAUAUUUUGUAAAUUGCUUUUCUCCCCUUUUCAUUUCAUUCCUUUAACUUUUAGUAUCAUGUAAUUGAUGUAGUGUCCAUUUAAUUUGCUUAGUGUCUCAAUGCUGUCUAAAAGGAAAAUUAGUAAAGGAGUUGGCAGGGACCACUGGGCACUAAACAGUAGGACAGUGCUCUGUUCUAGCCAUUUCAUAUUUUCUGGUUGAAUGGAGCCAUAUAGCUAUAAUAAGUGCAGGCUUAACUCUUUGGGGGAAAAAAGAUCUAUAACCCCACGUGUGUACAUAUAUAUAUAUACAUAAAUGUAUAAUGAUCUUUGAGAUAGCACUUCUGUUCUAAUUACUUCUAACACAAUAGUGUGAUAUUUUCCAGUCAAUAGUGUUAAACUUGGUAAAAUAUAUUUGCACAACUGCGGUAAAAUUUAAGAAUAUUUAGUUGUCACUAUUGUUAAAAGACAUUUUGGCAAAUGAAAACAUUAUUUUUUUAAGUACAAAUCUUUUUGCGAAAGUGACUUUUUUGAAGCGUUUUGGCUUUGUUUCAGCUUAAGGAUCGUAAUAUACAUGUUUAAGCAAAAAUGUGAGAGAUGUGCCUGUUUUUUAUAUUUUGAUUUAGGAGUGCUAAAUAUCAUAAAUAAAGAGUAUUCUGUAAAUUUGUAAUGAAAUGGUAUUUUAAUUAUUGUAAUCUAUUUUUUUUUUGACGACAAGCAGUAUAUAAAAAUCGUACAAUCAUUCAGUUAUGUUGCUGAGCUUAAUUUACCAUAAAAUGCCCCGAAAGUAUUUAAAAAAAUUUAUCUACUAAACAAUCGUUUGUUGCUCAUAAUUAACAAUAAAAUGUAACGUACCAAAGUUUUGCACAAUAUGUUUUUAAUAACGCACGUUAAUUCAUUUUAAUUAGCAUUCACGUUCAUCAUCUAGAACAUAUUUUAUGGCAAAUAUUCAAUUUUAGGAAGUUUUGAUGCUGAGUUCAUAGACUUUAAGUAAUAAGCGACAACUUUGAUGUUUUAGUUAAUUUUAUGUGCUCAUAUUUUUUUAAGAAAUAUAGACUUUUACAGUGUGUCACUGGAGUGAUUUAAACAAUAGCUUUUUUAAAAAUAAUUCAUAAUAAUUGAAUUUCUGGUGUGAAAAUUUUGCAAAUACAAAUAUUUUCAAAGUAAUUUGUAAUGUUAGUAACAUUGUUUUGUUUAUUUUAUGAAACAUCUCAAGACAUUACGUAACUGUUCUGUUUUAUUUGAAGAGAAAAUAAAUUUUCUAUAUGGUGCCACUUACUUUGGGUUGGUUCCAUUUCUUCAA
Stegodyphus dumicola is the source of this 5445-nucleotide messenger RNA. RefSeq names its product Upf1 RNA helicase (gene Upf1). Gene Ontology annotation, molecular function: RNA helicase activity; DNA binding; ATP binding. Gene Ontology annotation, biological process: nuclear-transcribed mRNA catabolic process, nonsense-mediated decay. Gene Ontology annotation, cellular component: cytoplasm. The record is from RefSeq and is a predicted model, not a curated record. NCBI's taxonomy places the organism in Eukaryota, Metazoa, Arthropoda, Arachnida, Araneae, Eresidae.